Molecule: messenger RNA, 756 nt
Organism: Wallemia mellicola CBS 633.66
Lineage: Eukaryota; Fungi; Basidiomycota; Wallemiomycetes; Wallemiales; Wallemiaceae
Exons: 2
Coding region: 14-709 (231 amino acids)
Source: RefSeq, a predicted model, not a curated record
GGAAUGAACAAUCAUGUUUCUCGACAAUGAAGAGAGUAAUCAAUACACGCUGGUCGAGGUUGUUGAUAUACUGAAUAGAAUGCUAUUCCCUACGCCGAGAUGCAACUCAAUGGAUUUUGUACUCGAUAUGCUUGAGUAUUCCUAUCAGCUUAGAGAAUGGCUCGUUAGUUUAUGCGAGGAAAUACUACUAGUGAUCGAUGUAAAAGAGGACGUAGGGCAUUCUCUUCGAAAUAUAAUUUCAUCUCACAAAAAAGCUGAAAGCUCUCUUAAGUUCAAUACCAUAAUUCUCCUCCUUAAGAAGUUGCAUAUACAUGAAACUAAUCUCACUGAGAGUGCAAUAGAUAGACCCGAGACUUUCAAACUCUGCGAUAUUUACUUCCCGGAUAAUGCAGAUAAUGUUCAGCGGAGAACAGAAGUGAAGUAUUACGCACGUUUAGCCAAGAAGCUAACCAAAGCGCUCAAGAAAGCUAACAAAAGCGAGGCUGAGAUACGCAAUGAAGUUUAUCUCAAUAAGGAGUUGAACAAAGUCAAAGCGAUAGCCCUGGACGCUACGACUGAACCAUUGAGAGGAUAUCUUUACGAGUGUCUGUCUGAUUGGAACUAUGUCCACGAUACCUACAAUGUUGUUCAGCGAAGUACGACGAUCAACACAGGUCAUACCAUCAAUGAGAGCUUCAAAAUGCCACAUAAAAGGAAGCGCGUUGUUUGAUUAUAUUUGCACUUUUAUAGACGGUUUUGUAUUAGUAUAUGUACUUU